AUCGAUUUCUUGCGAAAGUUUCAGUUUUUAUUUCCUCAUUCAAUCGAUUCGCUUUCCACAGGGUCGAAAGUUUUGGUUUUUAAUCGUGUAUCGUAGCUCAGAAGAAGAAUAAGAAAGAAAGAAAGAUGAGUGGAAGUGGAGAUAAAGUUGUUGGAACUACAAAGACACCUGCUGAUUUCCUCAAAUCCAUCCGUGGGAGACCCGUUGUUGUCAAACUCAACUCUGGUGUUGAUUAUCGAGGCAUUCUUGCUUGUCUUGAUGGGUAUAUGAACAUAGCAAUGGAGCAGACAGAGGAGUAUGUCAACGGCCAGCUCAAGAACAAAUACGGUGAUGCCUUUAUCCGUGGUAACAAUGUUCUUUACAUCAGUACAGUGAAGGGACCCUUGGCGGACGGAGCUUAGACACUGCUUGAUGCAUCAUCAUUGUUCCAAAGAGACUACUUGCACUUGAGUCUAUUGACAUGUAUCACAAAUGUUUGGUUUUUUUUCUUAAAUGAUUUUGUGAUAAGCAUGGUAAUAGCAGCCGUCAUUUUAUUUGCCAAGUUGAUGAUUGAUGAUCCAGGAUUAAAAAUUACCAAACAAAUUACUCAAUAUCAUUUAUGUCGUUUCUCAAGUCAUCUUUGUAAAACUUUUAAUUACUCAGUGAGCAAUUGUGUACUUGUUUUAGCAGAAAUUUAUGAAUCUUAUCUAGAA
This is a messenger RNA of Brassica rapa (field mustard), 692 nucleotides long. Its product is annotated as sm-like protein LSM36B. Lineage: Eukaryota; Viridiplantae; Streptophyta; Magnoliopsida; Brassicales; Brassicaceae. Gene Ontology annotation, biological process: maturation of SSU-rRNA; mRNA splicing, via spliceosome. Gene Ontology annotation, cellular component: U4/U6 x U5 tri-snRNP complex; U6 snRNP; sno(s)RNA-containing ribonucleoprotein complex. Gene Ontology annotation, molecular function: RNA binding. The record is from RefSeq and is a predicted model, not a curated record.